Molecule: messenger RNA, 1333 nt
Organism: Aspergillus candidus
Lineage: Eukaryota; Fungi; Ascomycota; Eurotiomycetes; Eurotiales; Aspergillaceae
Exons: 3
Coding region: 243-1028 (261 amino acids)
Biological process (GO): vacuolar proton-transporting V-type ATPase complex assembly
Cellular component (GO): extrinsic component of endoplasmic reticulum membrane; Vma12-Vma22 assembly complex
Source: RefSeq, a predicted model, not a curated record
GGUGGAAUCCAAUAAGGGAGGGGGGUGGGAGGAGAUGACAGGAAGUGGAGGUUACGUCGGCGGGAAAUUCUUUUGGAUUCGCUUUUCGCGAUGACGGAGUUAUCGGCGUUGCUCCCUCGGCCAUUGCCAGUCAUCCGCUUUCCCCGUCCCCGACCUCCAUCUUCGUCAUUCCCCUCACCUCUUAAUACUCGGAUACAACCAUUAAUGAAGCUUUUUUGUCGCUUUUCCUUCUGGUUUCAGAAAUGACACAAAUCCCUUCCCCUCCCGCCUCUCGCGCCGGUUCAGAAUUCCUCGAUGUCGAGACCAAACAGUCCGACUCCUCCGCGGAGCUGUUGCGGUCACUCGAUUCCCUUCUAGAGCAUUAUCUUCAUCUCCUCGAUCAGCACCAACGACUACAGGCCGAUCUCAGCUCGCGAUUAUCCUCCGGGUUUUUCUCGCUCGCUCAGGCCAAUUAUACCUGUCCUCCAGGCCGACAUUAUGGCGCCGAUUAUUACGAUGAUCGCAUGAAAGCCACGAGGAGAGUAGAACUGCAACCUUCGACCGACCGCGACGGAAAUGACCAUAGCACUCAGAAUGAUGCCACUUCGACGGAUGGCCACCCAAACCACGAAUGCAAACCUACCUUUACCAUAAAAUCUGUGAUCGACAACUCCGAGGAGGAUCAAUCGAAGAAGACGGAAGAUACUAAGCCAUCGCCCACUACAGACGAGCCUGCACAGAACGAGGAAUCCAACCCCGAGGCCAAGGCCAAACCCACAGAACAAUCCACAGAAGACUCACCUCCCUCGAUUCCUGACGAGGAUGACCAGCAGGCUGGCCACAAACCCCAACCGUCGAAGCAGAAACCUCGAUCCUCCGAUCCUAUACGGUGGUACGGAAUCUUGGUUCCCCAGUCUCUUCGCAGUGCUCAGAAAUCCUUUGCGGAGGCGGUGGAAGGACAUAUGGCGGAGCUGGCUGGUGUGGUUGUUGAGAUGCAGGCUGUGGAGAAAGAAGUGACCCGGGUGAGAAGUGAACUGGGACGUACGUGACAUGCUCGAGCUACACAGGUCAAGCUCGUGGCUAUGACCAUAUUCAAAGACAUUCAGAAACAAACAAUAGAUCAUGCUGGUCCGAUGGUAUCUAUGGAUGUAUAUAUCCUCAAGUAUGACGGAUCUUUUCAUCUAGGGGUACCAAAAAAGAUUCUUGGAAAAACGUAUACUACAAAACCUUCAACUCUACAGCCAAGAAUCCAACUCAGCGCAACUACAAAGCCCCAACCUCAACAAUAACAGUCAACCAAGGAAGCAACCCAUCUUUAACAGCAAGAUAAAGCCCGCUGCGCAACGACCUCGCG